AUGAAUGGAAAAGACACUGACAGCAAAGAUAAAGCAGAGUCUAGUAACAAUCUCCGGAUAAUGAGCAGAAAAGAGACUUCCCUCCAGAUCAAUCCUGGUAGCAUCGUCGAACCAGUGGCGUCGAAAGAGAAGAUGCAGGAAGACGACGAAGAAACUGACAACUUUGAAUCUGACUCAGAAGCAUCCUUUAAUGUGAUCUGCAACGUGGUAUCUAUUCUCCCUAGAGAUUAUGAUAGAGUAAUGGAGGUCGAAGACGAAGAAGACGAGAUGGAAGAAGAAACAAUGGCACACAGGCCCGUCUGCUACUACGUGAUGAACACUGGGUGCGUCGAGGAGCAGAAUGCUUUCUUCGAAAGGCCAGAUGAUUCCAUGAAAGCGCAUUUGAAGCCUUUAUUCAUAAAAGGAAAGGUGGAGAGUGUUGGUGUAAACAAGAUACUGGUGGAUGGGGGAGCAUCAGUAAAUUUGAUGCCCUAUUUUAUGCUGAAGAGGAUUGGGAAAGAUGACUCAGACGCAAAACCUCACAACAUGGUGCUGUCGAACUAUGAAGGGAAAGUAGGAACCACUAUGGGUGUCAUCCAAGUGAAUUUGACUGUUGGAACCAUAACAAGGCCAACGAUGUUUAUGGUCAUUGCUUCAAGGGCGAACUACAACCUAUUACUUGGAAGGGAGUGGAUUCAUGGCGUAGGAGUCGUACCCUCUUCAAUGCAUUAG
Messenger RNA from Lathyrus oleraceus (garden pea), 711 nucleotides. RefSeq lists its product as uncharacterized. Bases 1 to 711 code for a protein of 236 amino acids. NCBI's taxonomy places the organism in Eukaryota, Viridiplantae, Streptophyta, Magnoliopsida, Fabales, Fabaceae. The record is from RefSeq and is a predicted model, not a curated record. The transcript has a single exon.